AUGGUACAAGUGGCGGAUAUUCUUGAAGUUGGACCAUGGGACGUCGUUCUCCUUGCCUUCCUUGGAUAUUUGAUUUACAGAUUCUUCUUCAAAAAGCAGCCAGAAAUUGAUUUCCCCAAAGCCCCACCUCGGCUCCCACCUUUGGACAUGAAGGAUAUGACACUCGAAGAGCUCCGUCCUUAUGACGGUGUGCAAGACGAGAGGGUUUUGCUCGCUGUUUGCGGAAAUGUAAGUAUUUUUUCAUUCUUUGUUGGAGUUUUAGGAGAAAUUGAAACCUGAUACUUGACGGUCAUGGGGAAUUUAUUUUUGGGCGAAAUUGCCAAAGAUCACAUAGAACUUUACCCCCUAAAGUUGAAAAGCUUUAAGGAAAUAACAAUAGAGCUUGUGUAUCAUUUUGAGACAUUCUAUUAACCAGUAAAUUUACUUAUUCGUUUUUUCUUUUAGAUUUAUGAUGUGACCCGCGGAAAGGACUUCUAUGGCCCUGGAGGACCUUAUGAGAAAUUGGCAGGCCAUGAUGCCACCAGAGCUCUCGCUACCUUCGAUGCCAAGGCCGUCAAGGAUGAACAUGAUGAUCUCGAAGGUCUAACUCAGGAUGAUUUGAACGAUGCUAAGGAGUGGGACGAGAAAUUGAGAGGUAAUUAGAUUUUAGAGUUUUAACGGCCUUUCCGAGUCUUUUUAUCUCAAAGAUUUUUGUAUUUUACACCGAAAUUUCAGUCAAAUACGAAUUUGUGGGCAAACUUCUGAAACCGGGCGAGAGUCCCACCGAUUACGGAGAUCGCAAAGCCGCUAUUCAAUAG
This is a messenger RNA of Bursaphelenchus xylophilus (pine wood nematode), 797 nucleotides long. The record is from the annotation of a GenBank genome assembly. Lineage: Eukaryota; Metazoa; Nematoda; Chromadorea; Rhabditida; Aphelenchoididae.